Molecule: messenger RNA, 3672 nt
Organism: Penaeus chinensis
Lineage: Eukaryota; Metazoa; Arthropoda; Malacostraca; Decapoda; Penaeidae
Exons: 4
Coding region: 154-693 (179 amino acids)
Source: RefSeq, a predicted model, not a curated record
ACCUUUGGCGCAACAUCGAACUUGCUACCUCUCUAUCCUUUUCCUUGCUUAUAUUAACAAAGUGACGUCUUUAAUAAUGGAAUUUUGAACACAUUUUGCGCAAUCAGGUUUCUUAAUCACACUGUAUCUAUUUUUCUUCGUGUAACUUAGAUCAUGGACGGGAUUCUAAAGACUUCGGCGGUGGUGUUGUUGGUGGCGCCUUUGGCCCUGGCUAUUCCCACGGCACCCGAGGCUCCAGCGGUAAGCGAGGGUUACGAGGAACUUUCAACCUAUUUCGAAAAUGAUUUAGCAGCAACCAACGACAGCGAGGUGCAGGACGGCGCAAACCGUGUGCUUACAGGAUUUGGUUACAGCUAUGGUGACCAAUAUUUCGGCUCAUACCCGAGUUAUCCUCAAGGCGCAGGACUUCCCAUUAACCAGUGGCAGUAUAAUAACGGUUACUACGAUACAGGAUACCAUCAAAAAUGUUUACGCUACUGCCUCGGAUCCAGACCUGGAUCCUACACCUGCUGUGUCCCAAGCCACCCCAAUGAACCUCGGUGCCCGGAGGUGAGGGCGACCUGCACUGACCCCUACUACUACAGCGGGCCUCCCCAGCGGUGCGAGGAUAGCCAUGGGUGCUCGCCGAGUUCACUCUGCUGCUACGAUGCGUGCCUGAACCAUAAAACAUGCAAGCCUUCGCAGUAUGGAUAAGUUACUCGCCAAAGCUGAAUAUAUUUGUCCUGCUUUCAUGUUAUGUUACUCUGUAUCAGAAGUGAAUGAUAUACCAAAGUAUGUAUUUCAAUAGGUACCUCGAUAUUUCGUAGUAGUUAGCACAAUAUAUAUGUAUUCAUAUAUACAUACAUUCACACACACACACACACACACACACACACACACACACACACACACACACACACACAAAUAUAUAUAUAUAUAUAUAUAUAUAUAUAUAUAUAUAUAUAUAUAUGUAUAUAUAUGUAUGUAUGUAUGUAUAUUUAUAAAUUAACAGCAUGACUCAGAACUUAAAGCAAUAAAAUAUCACAAAAACGUUUUCUUUUUCAAUUUACACAUGUAUAUAUAUAUAUUCAUGUGUGUAUGUGUAUGAAAUCUGGAAAUCGGUAUAUAUGUAUAUACAUGUGUGUGUGUGUCUAUGUGAUAGACUUCUCAAAAUUUAGAAUAUUGCAUAUAAAGGUUCUCUUCGUUCUGGAGGGUUUCCCAGUUUAUGCCAUCAAAGAAAUAUUUACAGCUUCUAUAAUUAACUUUUAAUUGUACUUUCCUUUACAUUCCUUACUUACGAUGAGUUUUUAAUUUAGCAUACAGUAUUCUAACUUAAUUACUGGUCACUUCUGCAUAGAGGAGGACAGUACUCUAUGUCCCUAUUAUCAUCUUUAUAUUGUGUAAAUAAUAGGCCAACAUAAACAAUCUAUAUCUGUAUAAACCAUUUCUUUUGCCUGGAGGACAAAUGAUCAUGCUUUUUCUUCUUCGGUCCUUUGUUCGUUUUUGUUUCUUACUUCUUCCUUUUUUCUGCAGUAUUUCUCUGUCAUCUUUGGUCAUAUUUUCUUUUGUGCAGAUUUUCUUAUAUUAGCCGUGGUAUUACAUCAAUUACCAUAUACUUCUUCAUGAAUGUCACUGUUAAAGAGCGCGCGCUCGCGUGUGUGUGUUUGUGUGUGUGUGUGUGUGUGUGUGUGUGUGUGUGUGUGUGUGUGUGUGUGUGUGUGUGUGUGUGUGUAACUGUACAUAAAUACGUACAUACAUGCAUACAAAAAAAAAAAAAAAAUAUAUAUAUAUAUAUAUAUAUAUGCAGGGCUACUAAUAGCAGUACUAAGCCACAGAGAUUCUUUACAAUUGUAACAUAUAUAUAAUAUAAUGAUAAAAUUUCAUACAUAAGUGGUAAUGAGGUAAUUCAUUUUAAAACAUAAUAUCUAUCUGUUUCACUACAUCUAUAGAUCUAUAUAUAUUUAUCUAUUUAUCUGCCUACAUCUAUUAUAUAUAUAUAUAUAUAUAUAUGUGUGUGUGUGUGUGUGUGUGUGUGUGUGUGUGUGUGUGUGUGUGUGUGUGUGUGUGUGUGUGUGUGUGUGUGUGUAGUCAUAUUCACCAUUCAUGGUAUUAAUAUUCACUUAGUUAAUUGAUUCUUAAAAAUGAUAUGUUGAUAAUCCAUCUGCUAAUACAAUAAUCUGUAUAGCAUAUAUGAUUUUCACGGACUAUUAUAAAACCAAAGGACUGAUGACAAAAAUACGUAUAUCACUUGAGUACUUCGUUCGUUUAAAAUAAGCGGGGAACGAAACGUUACAUUCAAUAUCGCAUUACUGGAAUAACAUUAACCUUUAUAGAUUUUCUUGAAUCUAUAAAAGUAAAAUAAUCCAUAUAUGCGUUAUCGUUACCAAAUUCUUGUACCGCAGUAAUGUAGUUUUUUUUUUUUUUUUUCAAUUUUGAAUGAUAUCGUGGUGUAAAAAGUAAACAUGUGAAUCAAGAGUUGUACUGCGAAAAUAUAUAUAAUUGGAGCGGGUUCAAGAUUGGGCUGUCGUUGGAUAAACAGCCCUAUUUGAAAGAGGCUUCUCACAAUAACCCUCCAGGGUAGUGCAUCGGGAUUUCAUGAGAACCAGUAGAGUUUCAGCCCAUAACCACCAUAACAGUGGCUCAUCAUCAACCAGUACCUGUGGGCUCUGCACCAACAGCACUCCAGACAAACGCCCAUAAUGAACAUUUUGAAGAUGAGAGGUUUACCAGCCCUGAACCGCAAGAUUUUGAAAGUGGGAUCCCAAAGCCAUCCACAACAAAUAAACAGCAUUUUUCAUCUCGUAUCAAAGACGUCAUUUGGUUCUGAUAUCAAGAGCCAAGGGUUUCACAGCAUCAGAUCAAGUGGACUUUAUGUAAAUUGCAAGAACCAAUCAGUUGCAAGUAGCAGAUGGCAAGGAUCCUAUGUAAAUCAGCAAACAAGGUCGUUCUUUUCUUACUUUCGUAAAAAAAAAACUUUAGAGGACCAGCAAAAGGCAGAUAAUGUAGAUACACACUAUGAUCUAGUCUAUAGUGGUAAUUCACUGUGGUAUAUUCAUUUAGCAUUAAGUUCAGUGCAUCUGUCUGGUGCUGCAGUUGGUGUGUGUCUUACAGGAGAUAAACUGGGAUUUCCAACUGUGAAUUUGAUUGAUGAAAUUAUAGCAGCUCCACUAGAAGCUGGCUGUUUCAUUACUUUUUCAACAGUCAUAUGUUUAGCUAUUGUUCAGCUUUCAAAGCAAUAUCCUUUUCGUAUUUAUUAUAGUGAACUUGAAAAUCAGUUCAUUGUUAUAUUAUCUAGUUUAAUGCCAUUUUCAACAAGAAAAGUUUAUCUCCAGCCAGGGGAACUUAAACCACAGCCACCUGGACAAUUAGCUAGUUUGUUACCAUGGUCUACCCAUGUACAUAAAGGUCCUUCACAAAACAUAUUACUUUUUUUGGACAGCUUUAAGUACCCAGUGUAUUACAAUAUGCUUCUAGGUUAUCAAUGAAACAAUGUUCAUGAUAUUUGUUGGAAAGAUAUUGUUUAUAGAUAAAAAAAAAAAAAAAUUGUGUAUAUAUAGAGCAGUUUUUUGGAUUGAUUUUACAAACAGCCUUUGUAUUCAAACAUCAACAAAGCUUGUAAUUCAUGUUUGUAAUGUAUAUAUAUUUUUAGAUAUGGUGUAAAUAAUCUUUAGUAAUUAUGCCAAGCCAUAUAAA